AUGCUGUCUAGACUCGUUUUAACUUUACCUCGUGUGACUACUCUUUCUGGAGUAAGGCUUCUUUCUCAAACUGCAGUCAAGUCUGCUCGUUUUGGAGGGAAUACAACCAGUGGGUUCCAACGUUUUACUCAGAGCGGAAUCGGAGUUCGAUCAGGUCCUUCUCUUAAAGAACGACUGCUAGGACCAACCACAGGAAGACCUUUUUUGUACGGAACUUAUGCUCUUGCCGGAGCUUCGCUUUUUGGUGUUGGAGCGCUUGUGUAUUACGGAUUGAUAUCCAAAGAACAAAGUAUUCUUCAAAACAGCGCCUUAUGGCCUAGUUAUGUUCGCGAAAGAAUAUCAUCUACUUAUGCUUACCUGGGUAGUGGGCUUGCUAUCACUGCUGGAAGUGCUGUAGCUGCGUCACGAUCUGCUGCUAUAAUGAGGCUCUCUCAAACAGGAGGAUUGAUGGGUUUUAUAGCUACAAUGGCUGUGAUCGUGGGCACAGGAAUGCUAUGUCAAUCGAUUUCUUAUGAAAACUCAGUUCCGAAACAUUUAGCUUGGAUGCUUCAUUGUGGUGCGAUGGGCGCUGUUUUAGCACCAAUGGUAUUUCUUGGAGGUCCUGUGCUGAUGAGAGCCGCUUGGUAUACUGCAGGAAUAGUCGCAGGUCUAUCAGCAACGGCCAUAACUGCUCCCUCAGAAAAAUUCCUUAUGAUGAGCGGCCCACUUGCUAUGGGUUUGGGCGUUGUGUUUGUUGCUAACAUCGGAUCUUUCUUCUUGCCUCCAGGAAGUGCUUUGGGAGCUGGCUUGGCUUCCAUUGUCAUUUAUGGUGGUUUAAUACUUUUCUCUGCAUUCCUUCUCUAUGAUACCCAGAAAGUAAUAAAAAGAGCAGAGAUGCAUCCUCACCCUGGUCAGUCAUUCGGAGUAGUUGCAGCUCCUGCUUUUGAUCCCAUUAAUGCGCAAGUAUCGUUGUAUAUGGAUAUUCUUAACAUCUUCAUGCGUAUGGCGAUGAUUAUGGGAAUGGGAAAUAACAGAAGGAAGUGA
Messenger RNA from Auanema sp. JU1783, 1023 nucleotides. The record is from the annotation of a GenBank genome assembly. Lineage: Eukaryota; Metazoa; Nematoda; Chromadorea; Rhabditida; Rhabditidae.